This is a messenger RNA of Piliocolobus tephrosceles (Ugandan red Colobus), 1206 nucleotides long. RefSeq names its product complement C1q B chain (gene C1QB). NCBI's taxonomy places the organism in Eukaryota, Metazoa, Chordata, Mammalia, Primates, Cercopithecidae. The coding region runs from base 295 to 1056 and encodes 253 amino acids. The transcript is spliced from 4 exons. Gene Ontology annotation, molecular function: protein binding. The record is from RefSeq and is a predicted model, not a curated record.
CUCUGGGGAAGGGAACUUCCGCUUUGGACGGAGGGCAGCAGGCUCCCGGCUCCUGGUCCCACUGCUGCUCACCCCAGCGGCAUCACAGGACACCGGCUUCCCAGGCUCCGACCACCAGGUGAAUGUGUGCUGCCUAACAAGAGCCGCAAGCAUCAUGGUGGUAAAAAGCCACCUUCACCGAACACUGACCACGUGCCUACCACUACUCUUAGCGUGUCCCAUGCGUUAGUCCUUUUAUCAGGCUGUCUGGCCUCAACGUUUAUGUUUUAACCACCAGGAGACAUCUGACACAGUAUGAUGAUGAAGAUCCUGUGGGGCAGCAUCCCAGUACUGACGUUGCUCCUACUCCUGGGUCUACUCGAUGUCUCCUGGGCCCAGGGCAGCUGCACCGGGCCCCCAGCCAUCCCUGGCACCCCGGGUAUCCCUGGGACACCUGGCUCCGAUGGCCAACCUGGGACCCCAGGGAUAAAAGGAGAGAAAGGGCUUCCAGGGCUGGCUGGAGACCAUGGUGAGUUCGGAGAGAAGGGAGACCCAGGGAUUCCUGGGAAUCCAGGAAAAGUCGGCCCCAAGGGCCCCAUGGGCCCUAAAGGUGGCCCAGGGGCCCCUGGAGCCCCAGGCCCCAAAGGUGAAUCGGGAGACUACAAGGCCACCCAGAAAAUCGCCUUCUCUGCCACAAGAACCAUCAACAACCUCCUGCGCCGGGACCAGACCAUCCGCUUCGACCACGUGAUCACCAACAUGAACAACAACUACGAGCCCCGCAGUGGCAAGUUCACCUGCAGGGUGCCCGGCCUCUACUACUUCACCUACCAUGCCAGCUCUCGAGGGAACCUGUGUGUGAAGCUCAUGCGUGGCCGGGAGCGCCCACAGAAGGUGGUCACCUUCUGCGACUACGCCUACAACACCUUCCAGGUCACCACCGGCGGCAUGGUCCUCAAGCUGGAGCAGGGGGAGAACGUCUUUCUGCAGGCCACCGACAAGAACUCACUACUGGGCUUGGAGGGUGCCAACAGCAUCUUCUCUGGGUUCCUGCUCUUUCCAGAUGUGGAGGCCUGACCUGUGGGCUGCUUCACACCCACCUCGGCGCCCCCAUCCAGCAACGCUUACUCUAUCCCCAACACCAACCCUUGCCCAGCCAAUGCACACAGUGGGGCUUGGUGAAUGUUGCUGAGUGAAUGAGUAAAUAAACUCUUCAAGGCCAAGGGA